ACGCAUCAUACCUGGGGCUUGCAGAUGUUGUCGCCGAUUGCUAGACCAGAAUAGAGCAAAGCUAGACGUGUCAGACUCUUAUAGACGUACACCACUAUCCUGGGCAGCAGAGAAUGGGCACGAAGCCGUGGUCAAAUUACUGCUGGACAGGAUGGAUCCGGCAUACUUGGAAGUCGAUGCCGACUGGACAUUGGUCUCGAACAGCGAUGCAAGAGAUGUCCAUGAGUUCGAGCUAGAUACCUACACACUCUGUACGACGGGGUCUUCACCAGACGCAGCAGACAUGCUUGGCUGGACACCAUUAUCGUGGGCCGCCAAGGAAGGACACGAAGGAGUAGUCAGAACCCUUCUCGCGAAAGGUGCUACACCAGACCUGGCAGAUGCCAUGGGCCGGACUCCCUUGUUCCUGGCUGCAGAGGUCAUCCGAACGCUCCUCGAGUACAGUGUCGCCGAACUGGACGCGGCAGAUAUGCUGGACCAGACACCGCUGUCCAGGGCGUCCAAGGAGGGGCAUGUAGCGGCGGUACGACAUCUACAAGAUGAAAGUGCUGCUGUGCAUCCAGCGGAUGUAUAGACCGGACCCCACUGUCUUGGGCGGCCAUAAAAGGACAUCAAGCCGUGGUCAGGGC
Aspergillus japonicus CBS 114.51 is the source of this 629-nucleotide messenger RNA. Its product is annotated as ankyrin repeat domain-containing protein. Gene Ontology annotation, molecular function: protein binding. The record is from RefSeq and is a predicted model, not a curated record. Lineage: Eukaryota; Fungi; Ascomycota; Eurotiomycetes; Eurotiales; Aspergillaceae. The transcript has a single exon. Bases 152 to 574 code for a protein of 140 amino acids.